This is a messenger RNA of Marmota monax (woodchuck), 7438 nucleotides long. RefSeq names its product ADAM metallopeptidase with thrombospondin type 1 motif 9 (gene Adamts9). The record is from RefSeq and is a predicted model, not a curated record. The coding region runs from base 416 to 5833 and encodes 1805 amino acids. The transcript has 38 exons. Lineage: Eukaryota; Metazoa; Chordata; Mammalia; Rodentia; Sciuridae. Gene Ontology annotation, biological process: proteolysis; extracellular matrix organization. Gene Ontology annotation, molecular function: metalloendopeptidase activity; zinc ion binding. Gene Ontology annotation, cellular component: extracellular matrix.
CUCGAGUUCAAAGUCAGCCUCUGCAAAAGUGAGGCCCUAAGCAACUCAGUGAGACCCUGUCUCUAAAUAAAAUACAAAAUAAGGCUGGGGAUGGGGUUCAGUGAUCAAGUGGCCCUGAGUUCAAUCCCUAGUACCAAAACAAAAAAGUAAAGAUUGAGAACUAUCAAUGGAAGACGCCUUAUUUUUUUCCACAAAAGCUUAUUUGUGUUCUAAUCAUUACUGACAUCUGGGCUGUAUGUAACGCCUUCCAAGUCACAAAUGCUGAUUUUUAAAAAUAUAUUUUAAAAAACUUUUUAGUUGUAGAUGGGCACAAUCCCCUUAUUGUAUAUAUUUAUUUUUAUGCGGCGCUGAGAUCAACCCCAGUGCCUCCCCUGUGUUAGGAAGCGCCCUGCCACUGAGCCACCUCUCAGCCCCAAUGCUGCUGUUCAGUUUCCUUGCCAGUGACCAAUAUGGUGUGCCCGGCCUUCACCCCCUGAGAUGGAUCAGGAGCCCAGCAGUUUCGGCUGGCUCUUCCAAAGAUCGCUGCGGGACUCUGCCACUCUGGUUUCUCUCUUCCAGCUGCUUCUGCACCCCUUCUUUGAAUUCAGAUACAGGCGGCUCAGAACAGAGGCUCAGAACAGGUGGAAGGCACUUUGAACUGUGGCACAAUCCACAAGCACCGUUAGAGGGACGGCUCUGCAGGUCUUGGAAAUCUCCGACACCAGAUCACAGAAGCAGUCACAGUAAAGACAGGAGGAAAACCAGGACAAGAAAACGGAAAGCGAGGAGCACAAGCCUGGCUGAUGAUUUGGCAGUGUUGAACGGUGGCUUGGCCACCAAGGCGAUUUCUGCCUAUGGGAACAAGACAGACAGCAUGAGGGAAAGGAGGACGCACAGAAGAAACAAACGUUUCUUAUCCUACCCACGGUUUGUAGAGGUGAUGGUGGUCGCCGACCACAGGAUGGUAUCAUACCACGGAGCAGACCUGCAACACUAUGUUCUAACGUUAAUGUCAAUUGUAGCCUCUAUCUAUAAAGACCCAAGUAUUGGAAAUUUAAUUAAUAUUGUUAUUGUGAACUUAGUUGUGAUUCAUAAUGAACAGGAAGGACCUUCCAUAUCUUUUAAUGCCCAGACAACAUUAAAAAAUUUUUGCCAGUGGCAACAUUCCAAGAACUAUCCAGGUGGAAUCCAGCAUGAUACAGCUGUGCUCGUAACCAGACAGGACAUCUGCAGAGCUCAUGACAAAUGUGACACCUUAGGUCUUGCUGAACUGGGAACCAUCUGUGAUCCCUACAGAAGCUGCUCUAUCAGUGAAGAUAGUGGACUGAGUACAGCAUUCACCAUAGCCCAUGAGCUGGGCCACGUGUUCAACAUGCCGCACGACGACAACAACAAGUGUAAAGAAGAGGGCGUCAAGAGCCCCCAGCAUGUCAUGGCGCCGACGCUGAACUUCUACACCAACCCCUGGAUGUGGUCCAAGUGCAGUCGGAAAUACAUCACCGAGUUUUUGGACACCGGGUAUGGCGAGUGUCUGCUUAACGAACCCGAAUCCAGACCCUACCCCCUGCCUCCCCAGCUACCUGGCCUCCUUUACAACGUGAAUAAGCAAUGUGAGCUCAUCUUUGGCCCCGGUUCCCAGGUGUGCCCCUACAUGGUGCAGUGUAGACGGCUCUGGUGCAAUAACGUGGAUGGGGCUCACAAAGGCUGCCGGACUCAGCACACGCCCUGGGCCGACGGGACUGAGUGUGAGCCUGGAAAGCACUGCAAGUAUGGAUUUUGUGUUCCCAAAGAAAUGGAGGUCCCCGCGACUGACGGAUCCUGGGGAAGUUGGAGUCACUUUGGAACCUGCUCAAGAACAUGCGGAGGGGGGAUCAAAACAGCCAUCCGAGAGUGCAACCGACCAGAGCCCAAAAACGGUGGCAAGUACUGCGUGGGGCGCAGAAUGAAGUUCAAGUCCUGCAACACGGAGCCCUGCCUCAAGCAGAAGCGAGACUUCCGCGAUGAGCAGUGUGCGCACUUUGACGGGAAGCAUUUUAACAUCAACGGUCUGCACCCUAAUGUGCGCUGGGUCCCCAAGUACAGCGGAAUUCUGAUGAAGGACCGCUGCAAGCUAUUCUGCAGAGUGGCCGGGAACACUGCCUACUACCAGCUCCGGGACAGAGUGGUCGAUGGAACGCCUUGUGGCCAGGACACCAAUGACAUCUGUGUCCAAGGCCUUUGCAGGCAAGCUGGAUGUGAUCAUGUUUUGAACUCAAAAGCCCGGAGAGAUAAAUGUGGGGUUUGUGGUGGCGAUAAUUCUUCAUGCAAAACGGUGGCAGGAACAUUCAAUACCGUACACUAUGGUUACAACACUGUGGUCCGAAUUCCAGCUGGUGCUACCAAUAUUGAUGUGCGACAGCACAGUUUCUCAGGGAAAUCGGAAGAUGACAACUACUUGGCUUUAUCAAGCAGUAAAGGCGAAUUCCUGCUCAACGGAGACUUCGUUGUCACCAUGUCCAAAAGGGAAAUCCGCGUUGGGAGCGCCGUGAUUGAGUACAGCGGGUCGGACAACGUGGUGGAGCGCAUCAACUCCACGGACCGCAUUGAGCAGGAGCUGCUGCUGCAGGUUCUGUCGGUGGGGAAGCUCUACAACCCCGAUGUGCGCUACUCCUUCAACGUUCCCAUCGAAGACAAGCCUCAGCAGUUCUACUGGAACAGUCACGGCCCCUGGCAGGCAUGCAGCAAGCCCUGCCAAGGGGAGCGGAAACGGAAACCUGUUUGCAGCAGGGAAUCUGACCAGCUUACCGUGUCGGAUCAGAGAUGCGAUCGGCUGCCCCAGCCAGCACCCAUCACGGAAGCCUGCGGCACAGACUGUGACUUGAGGUGGCACGUGGCCAGCAGGAGUGAAUGCAGUGCCCAGUGUGGUUUAGGUUACCGCACAUUAGACAUCUUCUGUGCCAAAUACAGCAGGCUAGAUGGCAAGACUGAGAAGGUGGAUGAUAGUUACUGCAACAGUCACCCCAAACCAAGCAACCGGGAGAAAUGCUCAGGAGAAUGUAACACAGGCCGCUGGCGCUAUUCGGCUUGGACUGAAUGUUCUAAAAGCUGCGAUGGGGGAAGCCAAAGGAGAAGGGCUAUUUGUGUCAACACCCGCAAUGACGUCCUGGAUGACAGCAAAUGUGCCCAUCAGGAAAAAGUCACCAUUCAGAGGUGCAAUGAGUUCCCGUGUCCACAGUGGAAAUCGGGAGACUGGUCAGAGUGCUUGGUCACCUGUGGAAAAGGGCACAAGCAUCGCCAGGUCUGGUGUCAGUUUGAAGACCGAGUAAACGACAGGCUCUGUGACCCUGAGACCAAGCCAGUGUCCAUGCAAACUUGUCAGCAGCCGGAAUGUGCAUCCUGGCAGGCGGGUCCCUGGGGACAGUGCAGUGUCACCUGUGGACAGGGGUACCAGCUGCGGGCAGUGAAGUGCAUCCUUGGGACCUAUGGGUCAGCAGUAGACGACAGCGACUGUAAUGCAGCCACCAGACCAACAGACACCCAGGACUGUGAAUUCCCAUCCUGUCACCCUUCCCCAGUGGUCCCAGAAACAAGGAGAAGCGCACACAAUGUUCCAAGAACCCAGUGGCGAUUUGGAUCUUGGACCCCAUGCUCAGCCACCUGUGGCAAAGGGACCCGGAUGAGGUAUGUCAGCUGCCGGGACGAGGACGGCUUGGUGGCUGAGGACAGCGCAUGUGCUGCCCUGCCCAAACCAGUGGCCAAGGAGGAGUGCUCCGUGACCCCCUGUGGGAGGUGGAAAGCCCUGGACUGGAGCCCUUGCUCUGUGACGUGUGGGCAAGGUAGGGCAACCCGGCAGGUGGUAUGUGUCAACUACAGUGACCACGGGAUUGACCAGAGCGAGUGCGACCCCGACUACAUCCCAGAGACCGAACAGGACUGCGCCAUGUCCCCGUGCCCUCAGCGGACCCCGGACAAGGGCCUCCCUCAGCACCCCUUCCAGAACGAGGACUACCGGCCCCGGAGCCCCAACCCCAGCCGCACACACGUGCUAGGGGGAAACCAGUGGAGGACGGGCCCCUGGGGAGCCUGUUCCAGUACCUGUGCCGGAGGGGCCCAGCGGCGUGUCGUGGUGUGUCAGGAUGAAAAUGGAUACACUGCAAACGACUGUGUGGAGAGAAUCAAACCCGACGAGCAGAGGGCCUGCGAAUCCGGUCCUUGUCCCCAGUGGGCUUACGGCAACUGGGGAGAGUGCACAAAGCCAUGUGGUGGAGGGAGCCGGACGCGGCUGGUGGCCUGUCAGCGGUCCAACGGCGAACGCUUCCCAGAUCUGAGCUGUGAAAUCCUUGACAAGCCUCCAGAUCGUGAGCAGUGUAACACACACGCCUGUCCCCAAGACGCCGCCUGGAGUACUGGCGCUUGGAGCUCGUGCUCUGUGUCUUGUGGUCGAGGGCACAAACAGCGAAAUGUUUACUGCAUGGCAAAAGAUGGAAGCCAGUUAGAGAGUGAUUACUGUAAACACCUGGCUAAGCCACAUGGGCACAGAAGGUGCCGAGGAGGACGGUGUCCCAAAUGGAAGGCUGGCACGUGGAGUCAGUGCUCGGCGUCCUGUGGCCCCGGCAUGCAGCAGAGGCGCGUGAGCUGUCAGAUCGGGACGCACAGACCAGCGCGCGACACCCAGUGCGACCCCUUCCUGCGACCCGCGUCUGAGCGCGUCUGCCAGGGCCCGCCGUGCCCGCGCUUCACCUGGAGGGCCGAGCAGUGGCAGGAGUGCACCAAGACCUGCGGGGAGGGCUCGCGGUUCCGCCGGGUGCUGUGCGUGGACGCCCGCGAAGGGGAGGUGCACAGCGCGCACUGCGCCCCCGGCCAGCGGCCAGCCGAGCGCGAGAGCUGCAGCCUACAGCCCUGCGAGUACGUGUGGAUCACGGGCGAGUGGUCAGAGUGCUCGGUGACCUGCGGGAAGGGCUACCAGCAGAGGCUGGUGUCGUGCAGCGAGGUCUACGCGGGCAAGGACAGCUACCAGUACACCUACCAGGCCAGCGCCCCCUGCCCCGGCCCACAGCCCGCCAGCGUCCGCCCCUGCUACCCCGGGACCUGCCCCGCCUCGGCCGCCUGGAGAGUCGGCAACUGGGGGAGCUGCUCCGUGUCUUGCGGCGUCGGGGUGAUGAGCAGAUCGGUGCAGUGUUUAACCAACGAGGACCAGCCCAGCCACUUAUGUCCCGCUGAUCUGAAGCCAGAGGAACAAAAAACCUGCCAUAAUAUUUAUAACUGCGAGUUACCCCAGAACUGCAGGGAGGUCCAACGACUCACCGGUGCCAGAGACGACGGCGAGUACUUCCUGAUCAUCAGGGGGAAACCCCUGAAGGUCUUCUGCGCGGGUAUGAAGUCCGACCGCCCCAAGGAGUACGUGACGCUGGCCCGAGGGGACGCCGAGAACUUCUCCGAGGUCUACGGGCACAGGUUGCACAACCCCACAGAGUGUCCCUACAAUGGGAGCCGCCGCGAUGACUGCCCGUGCAGGAAGGAUUACACGGCCGCCGGGUUUUCCAGCUUCCAGAAGAUCAGGCUGGACGUGAGCAGCAUGCAGAUAGUCACCACUGACCUACAGUUUGCAAGGACAAGUGAAGGGCACCCCGUGCCUUUUGCCACAGCUGGGGACUGCUACAGUGCUGCCAAGUGUCCACAGGGUCGGUUUAGCAUCAACCUCCACGGGACGGGCCUGUCUCUGACGGACUCGGCCAGAUGGACCUCGCAAGGGAACUAUGCAGUCUCCGACAUCAAGAAGUCGCCGGAUGGUACCCGAGUUGUAGGGAAAUGUGGUGGUUACUGUGGAAAAUGCACUCCAUCUUCUGGUACUGGCCUGGAGGUGCAAGUUUUAUAGCUAAGGUGCUCUGAAGAGGAAGCCAUUAUGGGAUGGAUGAAGGAUAGUCAUGCAAUACCUCCACCUUAAAUCUGGGUGCCUGUGUGUGUGAGAGACCUGUAUGCCCGUGUGUGUGUGUGUGAGUGUGUGUGUAUAUGUGUGUACAUAUGCAUAUAUAUAUAAAUAUAUAUAUGUGCAGGUUGAGCAUCCUCAGUCCAAAAAUCUGAACAUCAGAUUCCGUGUGUGCAAAUAUCACGAAAUCUGAAAUCUGCAAACACUUCCGGUCCCAAGCAUUUUGGAUCAGGGAUCUUCAACCUGUGGAAUAGCCUGAUGAUGUAAAGUUUAAUAUUUAUAUGUUUGAAAUUAUUUAUUGUGAUGUAAUAUUUUUGUACGUAAAAUGAUUUUAUUGUGACUGCCUUCACGUUACUACUUUUGUCCCCUGCAGUCAAGACCACUGCAUUUUACGUACUCUACGUUAUAUGUAGGACUAUGACAGAGGUAACUCUUCCUUAUCACGGUACACUGCGGUUUACUUUUUAUCUGUCCGUGUUUUGCUGAUACUUUUUUUUUUAAUUGUGAUUUGCGUUUUGAAACAACCCAGCCAUCCCAUCAUCAAGGUGCUACAAAAGUCGUACAAGGGUAGUUUGGGCAUUUCUGGAAAAGGUUUGUUAGCCAAUGAGUCUCAUUAGCUAACCAGUUAGUAACAUGGCACGCAGACUGUACCAACUGGGAAUUCUAUUCAGUAGCUAUUCGGUUUCAUGUGAUCUCUGGGGAAAAAAAAAUCUAUCUAUCUAUCUAUAUAUAUAUAUAUAUAUGCUGCCUUGGUGCUAAUGUUGUAUGUAUUUAAGUGACUUUCAGACUUCUAAUAAAAGGGAGCAACAGAAAGACAGUUUCCAGUGGACAGAGUCACUUGGAUAGAAUAAGACCAAUGACACCCUUAUGUUUUGGACAUGCCACUUUUGGAAGAGAGUGGAACUUUAUUCUUGCUGGUAUUGCUGUGGACCCUCGUUGCUUCAGUGUGCGGCUCCUGGGUCUCUCUGCAUUGGGACAGAGGAUUUGGCAGAGACACACUGGGAAAAUGAAAUCCUCACACUGUUUGGCCAAGGUAUUCUAGAAUGACAUCAAAGGUCACUGAGCAAGCACAGCCUAUUUUUCUACGAGUGACCUUCAGCACACCCUGGAGAUGUUCCGGAAGGUUCUGAGUCAUCAGGAUUAUCCUUUGCUGAGGACUGGCCUGCUCCUCUGGCUGAGCCUGAUACCCCGCCGUCCCGCCUGUAGUAUCCGAUGCUGUGUGAAGAGAUGGACUUUGGAAUACAAGGUGCUGGUUUCUUUCUGAUCUUCUGUGAAUCCACAUUUUGAUACUUCUUUCCAAGAAGUGGGGAAGCCUUGGUCUUUGUGCCCUUCCAACUUGAUUGGAAUGGAAGUGGCCCAUGGAAGAGAAACCCUGCCCAUGUCCAAAAACCAAAGAGAUUGGGGGAAAAAAAACACCUGGCCGUAUUCAACUCCAAUCGAACUCCAGAGUGCUCCAGGGAGAGGUAUAUUCAGUGUAUGAAUAAGUAUUGUUUUCCAUUAUUAACACAUGUUGAAAACAUAUUAUGAAUAAAUACCAUGACCACAUCCAAACCA